ACUAGCAAAAAAUAUGAUCACCGUAAAAGAAUUUAGAAAGGCGGUUCUUUCAAAAGAAAUCUUGUAAAUUAGUUACGUUAUGAAAGAACAAGUCCUAAUUUUUAUGUAAUUGACGAUGGCAACGGCUCGUAAAUUACUCAACGAAGCGUCGAAAUCAUUCGAAGUGGGAUUGAGUUCUCAAAUAGAGGCAUUUCUAAAAGGAGCCGAGAAGGACAAAUUAAAACAUGAAGAAGCAAAACUAUACAGUGAAUUUGUUCAAAACUGUCUUCAUAGAUGCAUGACAAAAUCCAAAAAUGUACAAGACAAAGUUGAAGUGGAAGAAAUUCUGAAGACAGCUGUUGUGUGUGCACAAGCUUACAAGCAGUUACAACCGUUUCUAGAUGUAGACAAGACUCAUGUUGUACCAUCAUUAUUGUACCAUCUCUUACGCACCAUACAAGACACAGCAUUCACAUACCUGGAGUAUGUUGUGAAGAUAUCAGAGAUUGUAUACAUGAUACUAGAUGAUGCUGGCUGUCCUGAUACUUCCCAUACAAUUCUUGCUGCUUUCCAUAGUAUUCUGUGGAACUGUACUAGUAAACAUCUCAAACAAGGAACAUCACAAAGUUUGAAAGAUGACCUGGCUCUACAGAAGCUGUCUCUCCAAUUUUUAUGCUGCACACCAAUCAAUCCUGCCAAGCUUUGCGUGUUGUUACACACUGUCAUUGCUUAUUAUACACAGUUUAACAGAAAGUGGAUCGAUAAAGGGACUUCAGAGAUGUUUUAUAGUAUUUUCCAAUGUAUCGUGGAUAAAUUACAGACGUUAUCAAACAGUGGGACAAGUGUUGAGAGUAUUUCAGUAUACAGGUUUGUCAUAUACAGAGUACAAGCUUUGUUCAUUGAAUAUCUCGUCAGUAUGUCAGAUUUUGAGAAAGCAAGAGAAGUUGUUCAAAAUAUGACAUUAUCUUGCGGAACCACUCCACUGUAUGCUGUUUUGAUUGAUGUAUUGUCAUAUUCUGUCAUUGCCACAGAGUCUGUCAAAACCUCAAAACUGCUAGGUGUCAGCAGUGAAAAUAUUAGAGCUGUAAACAGUGACCUCACAAAGAUGAUACAGACUGAAUCUGUUGAAAAUUUGAAACUUGUGUUUCGAACAUUGGAGUGCUUUCUGCAACCGUUCUCCUCCAAGGUAUAUGAUAUCUUAGAUAUUGGUAUAGUGAAGGUUUUAUUAGACAGUUGUACAGUUGUACAUGCUACAUACGAAAAACUUGAUGCAGCAAAUGUCUGGGAUGAUGAUACAAAGGAUACUAAAAAGAAAUCAAAGGACGUCAAGAAACAGAGUUGUGAUACAAAGAAGGACAAGCUGUAUGAUAUGCCCACUAAAAAACUGGAUUAUGUUCAGGGAUGUUGUCAAGUUUACUACAAACAGUUAACAUUGCUCCAAAAAAUAGUAGAUGCUGACUCAGGAGUAGAGCUGUUUAAAGAAUGUGUUGACACAGCUCAAAAGUUCACAAAAUUUUUGGAUGACAACAGUACAUUGCUCACAGAAAAAUCACUUCACUCCAAGAGAUAUAAUAUAGGUUGUGUAUGUAAUAUGAUUGGUGCAGCAUGUAUGCAGGCAAAAUACUACAAUGAGGCGGCCUGUCUUUAUACUACAGUCAUUGAGCAGCUACAUACCUGUGAACAGCCAAACUUGAUUAAGAUGUUUGAGAAGUUGUUGGAGUGUUACAUGCUACAGGAGAAAUGGAUGGAAGCCAUUCAAACUAUAGUACAUGCGUUUACAGCUAUUGAUGAUGGUCUAAAAAAUAUAGCCAUUGUAUGGACAAGGUUGAGAAAAGAGGCGAGCUCAAAAGAUGCAAUAUUCCAGUCUAUGACAUUUAAUUCUGUAAUAAAAAGUUCUGGUGUUGACACGAAAGGUGUCACCAGUAAACAGUUAUUGCUAGCAGAAUAUCAGGCUUGGAAACAACACUCAAGGAGACAGUUUGAUAUGGAGUAUCCAGUAUUUGUAGAACUGUUAGAAGAUAGAGAACAAACACCCAGUGAGAAAGCUGAAGCCAUGGUAGCCCUAGCAUCUAACAUGUGUAUAACUGGUUAUAAAUAUAAUAACAUGUCAGCGGGUGAACUGUUAAACAAGGCUAUAAUUGCUUUAGACAAAAAUCUAGCUGGAGUUGAGAGUACACUGGCCGUAGCCUGCUAUACAAAGUAUGCCAUCUUACAUGAGGAGGCAAUUGAGUAUAUGAAAAAUAAGUCUGGAGAUUUAGAAUAUUUUGGAACUGCUGACUUAUCAGCUAACUCGAGGUUCACCCUUCAACAGGAACAGGAUAAUCUCCCUUUUCUUGUCCGUGCUAUUGAAAUGUGGGAAAAAAGUUUCUCGCCGAAAGCUCUGAAAUCUGUGAAAAAGGUGUGUAAGAAAGAAACAGUGAUUGAGGAGAAGUUGUUUGGCUUGGAUCAUCAUAUAGAUAAUCUAAUAUUGUGUGGAACCAGACUUAUAGCAAUGAAACAGCCUCAACUAGCAUUAAGAGCCCUCCAAGUAGCUAAGAACCAGAUAUCAAACCUUGAGGACGCUAAGACUGCCUCUGAACUCUCCCUUCAAGUAACACGCUCACUCAUGCUGUUAGGGCGGUACAAGGAGGCAGAGUCUGUUAUGGAUGGCACAGGGGACGGCAAUAAACAGGGUGAAGCUUCAAAUGCAGCCCUGCUCUUGUCCGAGCUUUAUAUGCUUACAGGAAAGCGUGAUACAGGCUUACAGAUUUUACAGUCCGUGUUGGACAGCAAUGAUCUCCUGGGAAAGACACACAAGGUUUACUUCAUGCAAGGAACAGCCAAACGUCUGCUAUCUAUGGCCCAUUGUUUACCUGGUGGUGAUCACAUGAUCGGCUUAACCAAUCAGUAUCUUCUAUCUCUAGCAUUCGAGUCCGUACAUUGUCAUGUGACAGUGCUAAACUUCCUUACACAGAAUAAAUCUUUUGACAGAAAUACAAAUAAAUGGCUAAUACUAAAUGAGAUACUAGCUUCAAUGUUGCAUGUAUGUCAGUUAUGUAGAUUUAUUGGUCUGCCAAGAGAAGCUCUUUGUUACCUUAAGAGUGGUUUGAAUAUUUCUCAAGGUCAAGGCCUUCCAAGAUGGUCAUGUGAGUUUCUGAUGGAAAUGCUUGGUGUCCAGUCUAUGGAAGCAGAAUGUGAUAAAGCUCUUUCAACUGCUGAGUCCCUCAACUGUAUUCUUAGCCCUGAUAGUCAGCCUAGAGAAAUAUCAAUGAACCAGUCUAAAACAGGAUGUAAGAAAAAUAACCAGUCUAUUGAUAAUGAGUCCGACAGUCAUGAUCAAAACGAUUCAGUCAUACUCAUUUCUAGCACAUUGGAGAAAACACCAGAAAGAGCAUAUGUGAAACAAGAAUUGGACAGUGCAAAAAAGAAUAAAAUGAAGGAAUUAAGAGCGCCUUGUUGCUGUUGUAUGAUAGAUGGCUAUGAUCUGUGUACUGAUUUAGUUCGUCACAGACUUUGUAUGAAAGCUGGAAUAGUUCUCUCUGACUUUCUGGCACAGACUGACAUGAGGAGCACAGCUGAUCAGUUGUUGAAAGAUGUACAGACUAAGUUUGAAAUUCUUAAAAGCAUUGACAACAGUGAUUCCUUGAGUAGUAUAACUGACCUCACGCUUUCAAAUGAUAUGUCCAAUCUGAAAAAUGGUCAUAUACAGGACCCACAAUUAUUAUAUUCAUGUUUAGAAACUGGAUGUAUUAAAGCAGAAUCAUACCUACAUAAGAAAGAAUUCCAUAAAGUUCACAACAUUUGGACAAUGUUCCAGAAAAUGGAAAAAUCUGGACGUUUGAAAAAUGUUCUCCAUAGUAACAUUCUGUUAACUAGACUGGCACUCUGUGAUGCAUCUGGCUACAUGCUUUCUCUGCCUGAAAAUCAGACAAAAUUAAACCAGUCCAGUUUUAAUAACAAAAUUGAUGAAAUGACUCAUAAAGUUGACAAAUUAUCAAUAACUUCAAGCAGAAAAGUUUCGUUUGAAAGUAAAGAUGAUGAAAGCUGGAGUAUAACUGGUACAUGUAUUAACUUAGCUAGAAAGAUGGCCAAGUUUGCAGACAAUGUCAUAUCCCCAGUCAGACAGUCUGUAAUGAAUACAUUAAACACACCAGUGUCUAACAACAUCAACAAGUGGAAGAUGCCCCUAACUACACCAACAAGCAAUAGAAUGAUGGUUCAAGAAAACGUUAGUGAUGAUGACGAUGACAUCAUAGUGUUUCCUGAAUGCAAACCAGUUACUCCACGAGUAUUAACAAAGUCAUCAAGGAUUUCUAGAAUGAAGAGCAAAACUGAACCAAGAAAUCUUAUCAAUAAAAAGCCAGCUUUUACAAUAGCAGAAGAUCCUGUUGAUACAGGAGCAGGUAAUCUUGCAUGUAAAUUGAAUUUCCUACCUCAAUCAACCAAUGAUACCUCCGUGAACAGUGUUGAGGAAGAAUCAAUUGUUGGAGAGGCUAAAAGUAAACCAAGAAAACAAGGGAAAAAUGGGAAAUGCAGUUCAGUAUCAUCUUUAAAUGAAAAUGUUGAUACUGCAGACAUUAAAAGAAAGUCUUAUAUUCCAAAAAGGUCUGUAAAGAAACAAGCAUCUGUUAAAACAAAGUCUGAUAAUACAUCAGAUGUCUUUAAGAAAGGAAUGACUGAAAAAACAGAACAUGAUAUUGAGGCUUUACAAGAAAAGAAAAUAGACAAAAAUAAUGUAUUACUGGAUAAAGUCCAUAAUGCUGAUGUUUUUGAUUUUGAAUCAGAAGCUUCUCCAGUUGUUUCCAAGGUUACAAAAACAGGAAAGACAAGGCAAACAAAGGGAGUUCAAAGGGGCAAAAAGGCAAGUGGUUUAUCAAGAAAAGCUACUAAUGAGAAUAAUGAAAAGGAAGUUGAUAAUAAUAAGGAAAAUGAUAGUACAGUCAAAGGUCGAAAGACUACAAGAAGAAGCAGAGCAAAAAGGGAAACAAAUACUGUAGAAAGAGUGAGAAAGAAUAGUAAUGAGCUUGAUGAAUGUGAAUUAGAAAUUUCACUAGUAGAGCUUUCUUUGGACAAUGGCAGUUUCUCAGAUAGCUAUCAAUUAGAUAAUACAAAUGAAGCAAAUGAUUUAGAUGAAAUUGAACUCGAGGAUAUACAAGAUGAUGUAGUAAAAAGAAAGUUGAAUAAUAUUGAAGUGCAGAUAGAUUUUGAUCUUGAACCAAUUGAAAUUAUGAGAGGAGAAACUGUAAAGAAAGGUAGUAAAGGUGGUAAGAAAACAGGAAGGCGUGUUAAAGCAGCACCAAAACCUGAUGAAGCUGCAGAGGCAAGAUCAAUGGAGGAUAUUGAGUGCAAUGAGGAGGAAGAUGAAAUUGAAGAUGAUGGUAAUGAUAGAAGAAGAUCUGUGGAGAAGAUGAGGAGUGGACGUCUGUGUAGUAUGAAUGAACUAACUCAUGCAGAUCUGAUGGAUAUGCCACCUUGUAUUGAAGACACAGAACCUGAAUGUAAUGAAGAAAGUGGUUCAGAUAUUAUAUCAACUAUGGAGAGUUUAUAUGAGAGACUGUGUAAGUUUCCUCCAAACCCCCAGCAUUCAGAUGUCUGUCAUAUACUGGCCCUACACCACCUCAAUACAGACCCACUGAGGGCAGCUUUCCUCCUGAAUGAUGCAAUGGCUGUCACUUUCAGGCAUCAGAUUAUACUGAACCUUGACAAAAAGGCCAGGAGAGAGGCUAAGGGCAGUGUGGCAUCAGCUAGCAAGAGAAUCAGUACCCCUGAAGAGAGUUUAUUGUUUAGUGGCAAGGAUCUUCAACUGAGAGACAUGGUCAAGUCAAUUCCUGAAGGUUGGUGUGUUGCACAGUUGUCAGUGGUUAGUGUUGGGUUGCCAUGCAAACAGAUGAUUCUGACUAGAUUUGUAAAAGAUGAAGAUCCAAUUAUACUCAAGUUACCUGGAUUCUCCUCUCCCCAGGGUCGCCAUGUGUUGAAGGAUUUUAGUAUGAUAUUAGAGAAUAAUGCUGAAAGUGCUAAGAUAGAAUCAACGACAGAAUGGUGGAACAUGCGUCGUAAACUAGACACUGAUAUGGAGAAUGUAGUAGAUAGAAUGGAGAAACACCUGUUAGGUCACUGGAGAUGUGCUGUAACUGCAGGAGAAUUUCAGGAUAAAAUCCUCUAUGUUGUGUGUAAAGAAAUCAGUAAUAUAACAGGCAGAGAUGUUAGGAAAGCUCACACUGAGUUGCUGUUAAUGGCACACAAGAUUGUUACAGAGAAGGAAAUGGGGCAAUGUGUCGGUGAACUGCUUGGUGUUAAUGUACCUACUGUCAUAGAGAACAUUGUCUCAGUUCUCAAGAAAUACUCGAAGCUCAAUAUUGGCAACGGAGAUAAACACUCCCACACAAUUCUCAUUCUGGACAAGACUAUACAACAUCUGCCAUGGGAGAGUAUUCCAGUGUUAUGUGACAAGUCUGUUUCACGCAUGCCAUGUUUGUCCCACUUAGUCACUCAGCUUAACAACCAUUACAAGGGAAAAAACUCUGUAUUUGUCAAGGGAGUUAAUGCAAGGAAUACUUUCUACAUUCUAAAUCCAGACUCAAAUCUACCAAGGACUCAGGAUUUCUUUAAGGAAUGGUUUGAAAGUGAGAAAGGUUGGUCAGGUGUGAUUGGAUGUCGGCCAAGCAGUGAACAGUUCAUAGAUGCUCUCACUAAUAAAGACUUUCUAAUAUUUUGUGGACAUGGAAGUGGAGGUAGAAUAUUCUCUAGUGAUGAGAUAGAGAAGUUGACAGCCCGAGCUGUGACGAUGUUGAUGGGUUGUAGUAGUGGUAGAUUACAUGUCAAAGGUCAGCUUGAACCCACCGGUAUGAUGAUCAGCUAUUUCCUAGCUGGAUGUCCAAGUAUGGUAGCCAAUUUAUGGGAUGUUACAGAUAAAGAUAUAGACAAGUUCACUGAAGAUUUGAUAAAGACGUGGAUGUCAUCAAGUCACGGAACAUACCUCACUACACUCGUGCAGAAAUCACGUGCAGUUUGCAAGCUUAAAUACCUCAAUGGUCUGGCACCAGUUGUGUAUGGACUACCCGUUUUUAUAAACAAAGGGAAAAAAUAAAUAGCAAUUGUUAGUGAAAUUGGACUAGUUAAAAGUUUGAAAGAUCGGUUUUAAAAUCCAGUCUAUAUUGAAGGAGUUGAAUUCUAGUGCACAUAUGGAGUACAAUAAAAGUGGCAUUAUGUCUACUCAUAAUUAUAUUGGGAAUCUAUAACAACAUAGGGACUUUGAGAAGGUUGAUGGAUAGUCCCAUGAAUAUGUGUGUGUCCUUGAGUACUUAAUCAGAUGAAGAAGUUGAAUAAUAUUUUACACAACAAGAUAUAUCCAGUUGUAAUCAAGGAGCCAAUAUAAAAUGCAUGUUGAAAGGAAUAAAAAUAAUUGUUGACCAAAGAUGUUAAAUCCAAAACAUUGGUUUCUCACUAUUUUUAAUAUUUUUUGUUUGUUUUGUUUGAUAUUCAGGUAAAUGUAGUUAACAAUGUGUUGAUGGUACUUCUCAAGUGCCAGUUCCUUCCUGAAAUAAUGCUAAAUUUAAGUUCCUAAGGUUAUCCUGCUAUAGUAAAUCUGUUUGAAAAGUUUUGGUAUGACUUUGGUGAGAAUAAGUUUGUCACUGUAUUGUGUAGUAAUUUGUAUAGUACUGUACAUGUUAAUUUUUAUUCCUUGUAUAAAUCUGAUUAGUGCUGAAUGAAAUCUUAUAAUUUAUAAAUUGUAUGAAUUUCACGUAAGUAGGGAAUCAGAAAAGUAGACUGAUAUCUUGUUGUGUAAUUUGUCACUUAGGAUUUUAUAAUUUUAUGACUCAGUUGUCAUGUUGUUGCAUAUAUAUGUUUGUAAGAUCUUCAGGGGUCAUCAUUCAACAUAUAUAGAUAUUGAUUUACCAAGUCUUGGACAAUGUUACAACGCAAGUGUGUGGUUUUGUACAUGUGAUUAACUGUAUAUGAACUAUUGUGUCAUUUUAGUACUGAAUUUUUUCAAAAUGUUAAAUAAUCAAUAAUCCCAGUAUAUUGAAUACUAGUUCUAAAUGUCCUAUUUUAAAAGUUUAAGAGUAACUAACAUGUAGUAAAGGAAUGUUCUAACUAUAUUUGAACAAAUGCACUAGAAGCAUAAUAUCAACAGAUUUUGAAAUCCUUGUUUUGUCUCAUGUAAUGAAUGUCUUAGUAUUACUCUUUUGAUUUAUUAUAAAUACAUGUAUAUCAAAUAGAAAGUCAGUGGGAAAGUUUCUUAAAGUUAAUUUCUUAAAAUAGUUAAUAGAUAUGAGCCGCGCCAUAUCAAAACCAACAUAAUGGGUUUGCGACCAGCAUGGAUCCAGACCAGCCUGCGCAUCCGUGCAGUCUGAUCAGGAUCCAUGCUGUUCGCUAUCAGUUUCUCUACUUGUUAUAGGGUUUGUAAACGAACAGCAUGGAUCCUGAUCAGACUGCGCGGAUGCGCAGGCUGGUCUGGAUCCAUGCUGGUCGCAAACCCAUUAUGUUGGUUUUGUCGUGACGCGGCUCAAUUAUAUUCUACUAUAGUAUUUUCAAAGAUCUUUUGCAAAUUUGUUUAUUUAAUUUUAUUCAUAAAAAUGAUGAUUACAGGCCUAUAUUCAUUUAUAAUAUUGUGUAUUCCCAAUAUCAAUUUUUCAGUGAAUAUUUGUAAUAUUUUAUAUCAUCUUUAUAAAUGGAGGCUCCAAAUUU
Molecule: messenger RNA, 8646 nt
Organism: Ruditapes philippinarum (Manila clam)
Lineage: Eukaryota; Metazoa; Mollusca; Bivalvia; Venerida; Veneridae
Exons: 25
Coding region: 116-7045 (2309 amino acids)
Biological process (GO): proteolysis; meiotic chromosome separation
Cellular component (GO): mitotic spindle; nucleus; centrosome
Molecular function (GO): cysteine-type endopeptidase activity
Source: RefSeq, a predicted model, not a curated record